Molecule: messenger RNA, 1551 nt
Organism: Striga asiatica
Lineage: Eukaryota; Viridiplantae; Streptophyta; Magnoliopsida; Lamiales; Orobanchaceae
Source: the annotation of a GenBank genome assembly
AUUUAUAUCUCAAGAGUCGAGAGAACAUUCAAAAUAUUAAUUCUGGCUUCCAGUCAAUAAUUGAGGUCCCUGCCCCUUCUUUUUUAUUCCAUAGCUUUAUGGCAAUUGCACCAAUAUUAUCAUCAACCAUGAACAACAACAACAAUGAAGACGAACAUCAAGACAGCGUGAGCAAGAAGCAAGUCUACGUGGAUAUUAAUAAUCGUGAUGAUGAUGAUAAUAAGGAGCAAUCGGAAUGUUGUGAAGACAUGGUGAUGCCCGGAUUCAGAUUCCACCCGACCGAAGAAGAACUUGUCGAGUUCUACCUUCGACGUAAGGUCGAGGGCAAACGCUUCAAUGUCGAUCUCAUCACUUUUUUAGACCUUUACCGCUAUGACCCUUGGGAGCUUCCUGCUUUGGCAGCUAUAGGGGAGAAGGAAUGGUACUUUUAUGUGCCGAGGGAUAGGAAGUAUAGAAACGGAGAUCGGCCAAACCGUGUUACGACUUCCGGUUAUUGGAAAGCGACCGGUGCCGAUAGAAUGAUCAAAAGCGAGAAUUUACGGUCAAUCGGCCUGAAAAAAACCCUUGUUUUCUACUCGGGUAAGGCCCCCAAAGGUAUAAGAACAAGUUGGAUUAUGAAUGAGUACAGAUUACCACUGCAUGAAACCGAACGCCUCCAAAAGGCGGAAAUUUCUCUAUGUCGAGUGUACAAACGAGCCGGAGUCGAAGACCACCCUUCCUUACCCCGCUCCCUACACACAACCAGAGCUUCAUCAUCAUCAUCAUCAAAACCCUCACAAAGAUACUUACCAUCACAAAACCUUCAAAAACCCGCGAACAUUAAUCAACCCCAAAACAUAAUAAGUUUCCAACCGAAUCACGGAAAAUCUCCACUACAAGACGAUGGAAUAAUAGCUGAGUCGAGCCCGAGCAGUAGCACCAACGAUCAUCACAUCAACAACCCUUUUUCCCUCCAAAACCACAAUUCUAAUUACACCACUAAUAAUAAUCCAUUAGUCCCUAUACCCUCCAUAAACCCACCUCCAAUAAUGACUUCAAUUCUAGAAAAUGAUCAAGCAAUGGCUUUGCUCCAAUCCAAACAAACCCCUAUUGAUGAUCUCCAAAAGCUAGUGAACAUUAAUAAUAAUUACUCACAACAACUCGAAAAUCCACAGUAUCUAAACAAUGGCGUCCCGAAUUUCCUUUCGCAUUUUGCCACUAAUUUGCAGCCUCAGUCUCAGAAUGCUGUGCCUGGGUCUUUGCAGGCGGCUUUUCAGGAUAGAUUGUGGGAUUGGAAUGGGAUUUCAGACGCAAGCAAAGAUUUCAACAAUCUUUUCAAGUAAAGUUGAUCACGAUUCAUGCAUGUACUUAUCUUAUAUUAGAUAGGUGCAUUUUAUUUUUGUAGCUGAUUUAGUAAUAUAUAAUAUGUGCGGCGUGCCCAAUUUAUGUUGGUAGCAUCACGUUAAUGGUCCAUUUUUAAUAUAUAGACGUGCCAAACGUGAUGUUAAUUAUGGAUUAGGGUUUGGUAUGGGCCAGUGACCUUGUUGGAUUCUCUUGUUUAAUUGAUAUUGU